ACUUCCGGACUCCGAUUUAGACUUCGCUCAGACAGCAGCAGCAGCAGCUCCAGUGGAGGUUCAGGCUGUCAGCUAGCACGGUAGCCAUACAAGGCUUCAUGACAGAGGUUACCGGGGUUGACCAGCGGCACCCCAACAGACGAGCCUCAGUCGGCGCCACUGCACACCGGACACCAGGCAGAGCCACACCGCUGCCCCGCUCUCCUCAGCUCGCCUUCGUGCUCAAAGUCAACUCAAUGCUGCACUCCCGCUGCCAGCUAACGGACUGAUCCGACUGUGUUACUGCCACUUCAUGAUCCGAGCUAGCCGAGGAUCAAAACAAGGACAAAUCGCUCAAAGUUUAAGCCGCGUUUGUGUUUGACCCGGACAGUAUCCAGCAGCUGGGAGAGACGCGGGCCCCGGGGAGAGCGACUGGACUCGGGGGGCCAGGCAGCCAGGGCAGCGAGGGUGGUGGCAGGAUAAACUAGGGGGGUCGCCUCCAGCUCCUGGUGGAUUUAUCCCCUGCCAGCUAUCGUUAGCUAAGCUAGCUACAAACAGCGCCAUGGAUUGGUUGAUGGGGAAGUCGAAGACGAAGCCAAACGGAAAGAAGCCUCCAGCAGAAGAGAAGAAGCAGUACUUGGAGCUAGAGUACACAAAAAUCCGAGUUGUGGACUUUGACCUCAAGGAGCUGGUGGUGCUGCCCAGAGAGAUAGACCUCAACGAAUGGCUAGCCAGCAACACGACAACAUUCUUCAACCUUAUCAACCUGCAGUACAGCACCAUCUCAGAGUUCUGCACUGGGGAGACCUGUCAAGCCAUGACGGCCUGCAACACAAUAUACUACUGGUAUGACGAGAGGGGGAAGAAGACGAAGUGCACUGCUCCACAAUAUGUCGACUUUGUAAUGAGUCUUUGUCAGAAACUGGUCACAGAUGAGGAAAUCUUUCCCACAAAAUACGGCAAAGAGUUCCCCAACUCUUUUGAGUCCUUGGUAAAGAAGAUCUGCCGGUACCUGUUCCACGUGCUGGCUCACCUCUACUGGGCGCACUUUAAAGAGACGGUGGCUCUGGACCUGCAGGGCCACUUGAACACUCUGUAUGCACAUUUCAUCGUUUUCGUAAGGGAAUUCAACCUGGUCGACCCCAAGGAGACCUGUAUCAUGGACGACCUGUCCGAAAUCCUCUGCACCCCGGCCCCGCCACCCGCCCCCACCCCGGCCCCGUCCACCCCAGCCUCUGCGCCCUCCCCUUCUUCACAAAACCAUGUGACGGAGAGAUGAGCGGGGGGCGGCGUUGAGACAGCAGCCCUGGGGGUGAUAGAAGAUCAGAUAGAGAAGAGAAGGAAAGACAGCCUGGCCCCCUCCUCGUCGGUGCCAGCAGGACUUUAGAGACCUUCCACCACCCUUAUAUUUCGCUACGACACCAACCAACCAGCCGGAA
Molecule: messenger RNA, 1418 nt
Organism: Micropterus dolomieu (smallmouth bass)
Lineage: Eukaryota; Metazoa; Chordata; Actinopteri; Centrarchiformes; Centrarchidae
Gene: mob2a
Product: MOB kinase activator 2a
Exons: 5
Coding region: 542-1258 (238 amino acids)
Biological process (GO): positive regulation of protein phosphorylation; signal transduction
Cellular component (GO): cytoplasm; nucleus
Molecular function (GO): protein kinase activator activity
Source: RefSeq, a predicted model, not a curated record